GUCACCGCAGAAAAUCCAAUAUGGUGUCCGUCGUUCAGCGGUUUACUUCGGAUGUCCGUAUUUCGGGAUAGAAUCAUUGUCCGGCGACCGCGUGGCUAGCAAUAAUUAUGAAAAUUCGAUUGAAAGCGCCGGGCCGCACGUGAAAAUUCCCAUGCCACUGUGUCUCGCGCACGAUCGGCAGCCGUGAAGGGGAGAGAUCGAGUGCGUCGAGAGGGACGGGAGAGCGCGCGCGGUCGAGAUCCCUCCGUUGCCCUCUUCAGCGCGCGGAAGGUGAAUUUUCGGAGCUCGAGGAAGUAGGGAAAAUUGAAAAAAUGGAUACGGACAAGAUGGUGGAGAAUAAUAGCGCGGGAGUGAGCGGCCCGGAGGCGGCUGGCAAAAUCAAGGCGAUGAAACGUGACUCGAUAGCGGACGUCACAACCUUAGACAUCAAGUCACGUCUCAGUUUGGAGACCACGGAGGCUUGCAGCGAGCCGCACGUCAACGGGGUGGUUCAGGUGAACGGUAUCUGCGACUCCCCUCAAAGAACUGCCGCCGUAACCGAUCAUCCCCCGCAAUCUAAAACAAUGGAAACUAGUCAUUUAAACCAACAUGAACAAGCUGGAUUAUCCAUGGAAAGUAAAGACAACGAUAUCCAAUAUGUUAGCUAUACAAGUGAAUUACAAAUGCCUGAUAUUAUGAAAUUAAUACAGAAGGACCUAAGUGAACCAUAUUCUAUUUACACAUAUAGAUAUUUUAUUCAUAACUGGCCGAAAUUGUGCUUCCUGGCGAUGCAUGGUGAAGAAUGCGUUGGUGCCAUUGUCUGCAAACUAGACAUCCACAGGAAGGUGAUAAAGCGUGGCUAUAUCGCAAUGCUGGCGGUCGAUGUGAAAUAUCGGAAACGGAAGAUCGGAUCAAACCUGGUGAGACAAGCUAUCCAGGCGAUGGUGGAGGACGACGCUGACGAGGUAGUUCUGGAAACGGAAAUCACUAACAGGCCCGCGCUGCGCCUGUACGAAAAUCUUGGAUUUGUGCGGGACAAACGAUUAUUUCGAUAUUACUUAAAUGGCGUGGAUGCGUUGCGACUGAAAUUAUGGCUCAGGUGAAAUUCAUCCGCGUGCUUAUGUCAAUAGGUAUUUAAAUAAUUACAAUGUUGAAGAGAUGUAACAUCUAUGCUCUACUACAUCGGGGUAAAAACGGACGACAUUAAUGUCAAAGAGAUUAUAUGUUUCUACGUGCACAAAUGGUGUUUUUCGGUUGCAACAUCAUACGACUACUCUCUAUAUUUUCUUGAAAGAGCUGAUUUAUUUAGCUAGGUUAUUUAUGAGUAAAAUGUAUCGCGAUGGAUAAACUUUGUGUUGCAACAAGAUUAUUUCUGCUUGGAAACCAUUUAUUUUUUAACAAAUUUAUUUUCCACAUUGUGAGAUAACUACAAUGAGAUCUCCAACAGCCUAUUGACAGUAUGUCCGUUAAGGGCGUAAUAUAUGUACAGAGUAAUUUGUUAAUAGUGCCUAACUGUUGCCUGACUAGUUAGUUAUUUUGUUAUGAAUUUGCUGCAAUUCCUUUGAUAUUAAUGUCAGUGAUCGAGAUAGGUUUCAAUUGCAGCUUGAAGAUUAUAAAAUUAAUGAGUGAUAGCAAGAGAUAAAGUCGAGACUGUGAAAAGUACUGAAAAUAAUCAAUGUAUUUUGCUGGGGCUCACAUUGAUAAAGUGCGCAUUUGGAAGCAUAUACAAGUUUGACUGAUUCGAAAAAAGUUUAUGAGUUUUAUAUCAUCACAAUUAUAAUUUAUUUGCAUGACAAUUUUUUGUACAACUAAAUAUACACAAAGGGCAUAUAUUUGGUUAUAAAUGGGCAAAAUUAGCUGUGUACAUACUUUAUAUGUAUAUAGUAUAUAUAAUAAAUAUAUAUACUAUUGUGUAUAUAUAUGUAGCCAUAGACAAAAUUAGGCAUCCUCGUUUCUUCUGAAUAUCCUGGAACGAAUGAAUAUUCUGUUUACGUGUUGUUUUCAUUUUUAUUGAUCAUGUGGAUGGUUCAAACAGUUGGGUAUAAGUCCAUUAUCUUUCUUAGAGGGACAGCAAUAUUACUUCAUAUUUUAAUACAGGCACGAUUAUUCCCGUAUUAAUUAAAAUCGAAAUACGAAGUGAACAGUUUUCUAAGUAAUAUUGCUGUUUCCCUAAAAAAGAUAAUGGACUCUGUACCUCAAUUGUUUGAACUAUUCACAGCUAAUAAGGAUGAGAACAACAAAAAGCUUACGCUUAUUCAAUUCCAAGAUAUUGAGAGGAAAAAGGGUACCUAAUAACUUUGUCAGUGGUUGUAUAUAUUUUAAUUACACCCUAAAUUACAAAUUUUUAAGAUUUUCUUGUGGAAAGUGAUCAAAAAGGUUCAUAAACAUAUGCCCUACUUGGCCUUGUUAAAACUAAUUUCGCAUAAUUUUUAUGAAAAACCGAAUUCGUAUAACUGAUUUUAUUAUUUCUUGAUUUACUAUAAAUUAUGAUGAAAUCAAGUUCCAAAUAUUAAGAUGCAUAAUCUCCAAUCAAGAAAAGGAACUGAAAUAUAAUUCGUAUUGUAAUAGAAUUGUGAAGUAAUGUUUAAGAUAUAAUCAACAAGAGGCCGUGAGAUAUUUAUAUAAAAUUUUUUUUAUUAUUAUUUUUUAAUAUUUCUAAUGGACCCAGUUUAUUUGCUUUAAUUUCAGUGUUUCGACACGGAAUGAUUAUAAGAUUGUGUUAGUCAAUGACGUUAUAUGAAAAUUGCUAUAUCGCACAUUGUACAAUGGAUUGCUGUUGCGUAAAGUUGCGUCGAAUGUACAAUUUUGUCAGUGUGAACGGCAGUUUGAUGGAAAUAAAAAAAAA
This is a messenger RNA of Temnothorax curvispinosus, 2824 nucleotides long. Its product is annotated as N-alpha-acetyltransferase 30-like. The record is from RefSeq and is a predicted model, not a curated record. Gene Ontology annotation, molecular function: protein-N-terminal amino-acid acetyltransferase activity. Gene Ontology annotation, cellular component: NatC complex. The transcript has 3 exons. The coding region runs from base 312 to 1082 and encodes 256 amino acids. Lineage: Eukaryota; Metazoa; Arthropoda; Insecta; Hymenoptera; Formicidae. Gene Ontology annotation, biological process: N-terminal peptidyl-methionine acetylation.